AUGUCUGACACCUCACUUAUUGGAAUUGAUUUGGGAAGUUGUACUAUUGAAGUCGCAUAUUAUAGAGUCAAUAAACAAUUAGCUGAAAAUGCAAAGUUUAGUACAGGAAAAUACUUUUAUCCAACGUUUUAUGGAUAUAACCCUAAAACAAAGACAGAGUUGUUUGGUGAUAGUGCUAAACAAGCACUAUCUAAAAAAGGUAUAACUGUUGCUUAUGAAUUUAAGAGAUUUAUUGGAAAAUCAUUUGACGAUAAAAUUAUUGAAAACGAUAUUAAAAGAGCUCCAUAUAAAUCAGUUAAAAUGGGUGAUUCAUCUGUUGGCAUUGAAAUAGAUAAAGGAAAAAUUAUGUCCCCAAUAGAAAUAUAUUCUAAAUUAUUAAAUGCUGCUAUAGACGACUUAAAAACUAGUCAAGUUCGUUUUGAAAAUGUUGUUGUUACUGUUCCACUUUCUUUUGGUGACAAUGAAAGAGAAGCAAUUAAACACUUAUUUGAUGAAUUUUCACUAAACAAUAUAGCGGUACUAAACGAAUCAACAGCAGCUGCAAUUGAUUUUGGGUAUGGUGAUUUUAAUACAGACGAUUCUGAAAAAAAAGAAAGUGAUUCUAAAAAUAAAAAAAAACCAGAAGGUAAUUUUGUUGUGUUUGAUUAUGGAGGAGGGACAUUAGAUAUUAGUGUUAUUCAAUACUCUCUUAGUAAGAAUAAUACUCAUAAUUUUAAUGUUUUAGCUCAUGGUGGUCUCAGGAAUAAUGGUGGUAGUGAUAUAGAUGAAUUAAUUGCACAAUACGUAAUCUCAGAAACAAAAGAUGGUAUGUACGAAAUAGAUGAGAUUGACGAUGAGGUUGCUUUCCUCAAAUCUAAGACUGGAAAGUCUCAACUUAAAGUUGAGUGUGAAAAAUGUAAAAUUAGUCUUUCUUCAAAUUCAUCAUAUACUUUUACUUUACCACAACCAGAUGGAGAAGAUAAUGAAGCUGAAGUUACCAUUGAACUUGAAGACUUUAAAAAGAUUUGUUUGCCUCUUUUUACACAAGCUGUUGAUGAAUUAAAGAGAGUUAUUGAUAUGGCAAAUGUUAACAUUAGUGAAAUUCUUAUGGUAGGUGGUACUUCUUCUAUUCCAUACAUUUCUCAAAUGAUUCAACAGAGGUUUGGUAUAAAACCGACUCUUUCUGACCAUCCAUUAUUUGCAGUUUCAAGAGGAGCUGCAAUUAAAUGUGCAGAAUUAAAGCAAAAAGCUAAAACAAGUAGUACAGAAGUUGCUACUUAUUCUGUUGGAAUUGCAACAUAUAAUCAAUUAUUUGGAAUUCGAACAGUCCAAACAAUUAUUCCUGAACAAAGUAAAUUACCAUUUACAGGGAGAUAUGAAUUUGUAUUACCUAAUGAAAACCAGAAAAGUAUUCAACUUGAUUUAUACAGAGAUACAAAAAUUCCACUUCCAAGUAAUUUUAUUGGGACUCUAUGUGUUGAUAUUGAAGGUAAAUGUCAUAAAGGAUCUAGAGUUGAUUUAUUUAUCAAAAUGAAUCAAGAAGGAAUGUUAAAUAUAACAAUUGAAUUACCACAAUCAACUCUUUCCCAUAAAUUUGAUGCAGAAAUUAAACUCAAUCAUUAA
Entamoeba dispar SAW760 is the source of this 1602-nucleotide messenger RNA. Its product is annotated as heat shock protein 70kD, putative. The record is from RefSeq and is a predicted model, not a curated record. The transcript has a single exon. Gene Ontology annotation, molecular function: misfolded protein binding; heat shock protein binding; ATP-dependent protein folding chaperone. The coding region runs from base 1 to 1602 and encodes 533 amino acids. Lineage: Eukaryota; Evosea; Mastigamoebida; Endamoebidae. Gene Ontology annotation, cellular component: cytoplasm. Gene Ontology annotation, biological process: cellular response to unfolded protein; protein refolding.